Tribolium madens (black flour beetle) is the source of this 1806-nucleotide messenger RNA. Its product is annotated as F-box only protein 21-like. The record is from RefSeq and is a predicted model, not a curated record. The coding region runs from base 156 to 1775 and encodes 539 amino acids. The transcript is spliced from 5 exons. NCBI's taxonomy places the organism in Eukaryota, Metazoa, Arthropoda, Insecta, Coleoptera, Tenebrionidae. Gene Ontology annotation, molecular function: protein binding.
AACUUUCUAAACUAAACAAAAAAUAGAUUAUUUUUUGGAAUUAUCAGUGUUUUUGUUAAUUACCUAAAUGAAUCGUCUGCGAUUCUAAAUUUGUUGGUAAGUGAAACAAAAUUCAAUUGUGAUAAACGUAAAAAUUUAUCAUCUCACUAUGUAAAAUGGAUCGCUUGUCGCUCGAGUUACUUGAGACUAUUUUGAGUUGUCCGGUCCUGAGUGACAGGGACGUACUUAAUUUUUCCUCAACGUGUCAUUACUUCCGUGAAAUUGUCCAAACUAGUCGAGUGAUAUGGAAACAGAGAUUUUACAACAAAUGGCCCAAUCUGCCCAAGGAUUUGGGGUGUCCCGACUGGUAUUUCGACGAGUUGAAAUAUUUUCACUCGUUGAAAACCAGAGUAUUAGAUGAGUUAAAAUUGAUGCAUGAGAGUUUUUUCAAAGAUUUAAAUAUGUUAUAUUCAAAUGGGAUGAAAUGGAAAGUGUUAAGUUAUGAAAAAGAACGAAGCAAUUGUUAUAUAAGAACACUUCUCCUCGAUGUUAUUAAUACGAAAGAGGCAAUAAACAGCAUCGUAGCAGUGCCUUUCAAUACUCCAGGAAAUUUAACUUUGCAAUUUUCCGCACGGUUCAUUUUGCGUCUCUUGAAUGAACACUAUCUAAAAAACACUUGGGAUAAAUUUAAACGUCUUCCAUCCCAAGAGCAAACUUUGGAAAAAAUUGCUAUUUUUUUUGCCCAAUGGUUCCAUCUUGACAUUCAAGACGUCGAUAACCAUGUCGCAAAGCGACUUAACGAUAUUGCAAAUUUGGUAAAAGUGAGAUUAAGGUCUACCAACCCGAAACAUCCAAUUUUCACUAGUGAAGUGUGUGAAUGGAGAAAAAAGUUGGAAAAGCACCAAUGGGGGCCUGAAAAUUGCCACGAAGUCAUUUCCACAAUCCGUGAAGUCCUUUACUCGCAUUUGGGACUUCAAGGAAACUAUAGUUGGCACCCCAGUCCCGAAUUCUCUUUCAUUAACAAAGUUUUAGAGCGUCGCAUAGGCCUUCCGAUUGUCUUGGCGGUGAUUUACGAAAGUGUGGCACGGCGUUUAGGGGUGGUCGUGGAACCCAUUAAUUACCCUAAUCAUUUUUUGCUCAAAUUUCAAUUAAAUCAAACUUUUUACAUUGACACUUGCAAUGGGUGUUUUAUCGAUGGAGUGACUCCCUGUUUUCAUCAGAUUCCUGUUUUCGGGGAAACCCAGUACAGUGCUGCCACCACCGACGAAAUUGUUCGACGAAUGGCGAACAAUUUGAAAUUUGCUAUUGGGCAUGGAGAUGUCACAGAAAGAAUAAUUCAUUUGCGAUUGCUUAAUCGACUUGUGACUUUCGUGGGAUUCCCCUUGGAUGGUGAUAUGGUAACAGAACUAUUACCAUAUUACACAGUGCCUGAAAAUCAUAACAGAAAACGAACAACUUAUUUAAAGUAUGCUGUGGGUAUGAUAAUGAUUGAUGAGAAUAGUGCAACUAAAUGUGUUAUUUGUGAUUGGAAAGGACCAACGCAUAGAAAUAAUAAGCAACCAAAAUAUCUGGUUGUUUUCGAAAAUGGAGUAACUAAAUUUGUUUUACAAGAUGGAAUUACUCCGACCACCGAUCCGGGAAAUUUACAAUCAGUAGAACAAGUCGGUCUGUGUUUUUCACACUUUUUCAAAAACCAUUUUGUUCCAAAUGAGCAAAUGGAGAACUUAUUUCCAAGUGAUGCGCAAGUGAGGCACAGGUUCUACCACGAGAUGCAAUUGCGAAAUUACAGGCCGUAAUAUUAUAGAACAAUAUAAAUAUAAGUUUUUU